UAACUUUGGGUUAGGUUUACCAAACAAACCCGAAGAUUAUGCCGAGUGAAACCACUUCCUCUUAAAAGAGAAAAAAUAAAAAACACAAGGGAAGGAAAAGCAUAGACAACAAGUGGAUGAUUGCAUUGCUUUGCUUGCGCACGAUAUGAGAUGAGAGUGAUGAUAAUAGGAACAUGAAACAUCAGAAACAACAAAGAAUUUAGUUUUUGGAGAGAAACACUUUGUCUUUUCUUUUCUCUUCCUUCAUUCGAAAAACGAAAUUGCACGAUAAUUUCCAAGAUUUUGAUUUUGGAAAAAAAAUGGAUGAAUCAAAGGCAAUGCAUCAGCAACAACAACAACAACAACAACAACAGCAACAACAGCAACUAUUGAUGCAACAAGAACAAUUCCAGAAGCAGCAACAACAUUUUCUGCUCUUACAGCAAUUCCAGAAGCAACAACAACAACAACAACAGCAAGCAGCGCAAGCAGCUGCAAUUUCUCGAUUUCCUUCAAACAUUGAUGCUCACUUGCGUCCCAUAAGACCUCCCAAUCUUCAACAAAACCCUAACCCUAAUCCUAAUCCUAAUCCCAUUCUCAAUUUACACCAAAACCCUAAUUCAAACCAUCAACAAUCUCAGCAGCAGCAGCAGCAGCAACAACAACAACAGCAAAAGAUUAUUCGACCUGGGAAUCAAAUGGAGCUUCAGAUGGCUUACCAAGAUGCUUGGCGGGUCUGCCAUCCAGAUUUCAAACGGCCCUUUUCUUCUCUUGAAGAUGCCUGCGAGAGAUUAUUGCCAUAUCAUGUUGUGGCAGAUUAUGAAGCAGAAGAGGAUGAUAGGAUACUUGAUUCCGACACAACUGGGCAGAUGCUUUCAAGGUCCCAACAGUGGGAUAAUAAUAUUGCUGCAAAAAUUGCUGAAUUUACAGCAACUUUUGAGAAGCAAGCACUCGCCUUCAACAUAAUAUCGCAGAAGAGAUCUUUGGGGGAAUUUAGGUCUGAGGAGAGACUGAUGAUUGAACAGGCACUUCUCCAAGAGGAAAGACGAGCUAUGGUGGAAUUAAGAGCAGAAAUAGAAUCCAGAGAGAAGGCUGGUCGUGAAGCCCAUGAGGCUAAAUUACGGAUGGCAGCAAUGUAUCAAGCAGACCAGCAGGCAAGGGCUGAUUCACAGUCUCAUGCUGAAAUGAUGUCUCGAGCCCCCAUAAGAGGAAGUGCACUGGGUUCCCAAGGCAGUGAUAUAGGGAUUGGUGGUCAUGACAUGGGAGAUCAGGAUCACGGUGAGAUGAUGAAUGGAUGGGGAAACAAUGCACAGAGAGAUGAGAAGGAGCCAUCUGAGGAUUUCUUGAAUGACGAAGCUGAAAAUGGUGAUACUGGCACGCCCGAGGGCUGGCGUGAGGCUGGUGAGUUUGAUUUGAAUGCUAGGUGAGUUAUUUGAAUAAGACCAUUCCGGGAUAGUUUGAAUUAUGUGUAAGGAUCACUAUCCAUUUCUAAAUAGCAUUUUCCUAUGUAUCUACAAGUUAAUAUUCUUGAGAUUACUACUUUCUCAAUUUACAGAGGCUGAAGGAAAAAUAUUGAACCAGUAUUAGAUUGGAUGAAUAUCUAGUUUGUGCUCUUAGCCUAUAAUGUUGGCACACAUGGUUGGAUCAAUUAUGUGUCCAAAAGCAAUAUUUAUAUAAGCACAAAUAUUUGAAGUGUA
Molecule: messenger RNA, 1676 nt
Organism: Trifolium pratense (red clover)
Lineage: Eukaryota; Viridiplantae; Streptophyta; Magnoliopsida; Fabales; Fabaceae
Product: putative mediator of RNA polymerase II transcription subunit 26
Exons: 2
Coding region: 300-1406 (368 amino acids)
Biological process (GO): positive regulation of DNA-templated transcription
Cellular component (GO): SWI/SNF complex
Source: RefSeq, a predicted model, not a curated record